CUUUACUUUUUUGGUAAUAAAAGAAAACUUCAUUUCAUCUCCACACACAAAUCCGAAUCCAUUUUUUUCGUUUUAAAAAGAAGGAAGAAAAAAAAAUUCUUUCAAUCAAAAUGAUCCAAUUUCAAUGAACUUUUCGACUUCUUUUUUCGAUAUCGAGAAAUAUUAUUUAUUUGUGCCGAUCUUACAUUCGAAUUUUAAUUGAAUAACCGGAGAAAUUAUGAGUGAAUUAAAUUCUCAUGUGUGCUUCGAUGCUCUGGCUACACUACAAAAUAUUCAGAAUAUCGAACAUUGCUGUAAUUUUUGUGGCGGUUCUCAUACAAUUCAAGAUUGUCCGGAAUUAUCCAAAGGAGAACAUAUUUUUGACAACUGCCUGCAAGACUUAUCAAGAUCAUCCGUUCCCAGCGGACUGCACGUAAUCGAACAUAAUGUGCCAUGUGUCAUCACUUCGCAAAAAUUCGCAAAGGGUUCACGAUUCGGACCGUUGCUGGCGAAAAAAUCCUAUAUUCCCAUCGAGAAUCUACGAUUUCCUCUCAUCAUAUUCGGCAACAUCAUACCCGAUCUGAACAUACCGGAAUUGGAGGAAUUGUUCAAAGUCAGAAAUGUUUACUUGGACACGACCAACGAAAAUGAAUGCAAUUGGAUGGUGCAUGUGAAUCCAGCCGAGUAUCUAAAUGAACAGAAUCUAAUAGCCUAUCAGGAGGAUAAUCAGAUCUAUUUCACUGCCAUCCAUGACAUUGAAGUCGGAGACAUUUUAAAGGUAUGGUAUGCGCCGAGUUACGCAGCCAAAAUGUGCAUACCACUUCUGCAGCCGAGUCAAUACGAAAUUGUGAACAACAUUUUGCGGCAAGUUUCGAUCGAUCACAGCAGCUUGAAAGUGGAACCGGAUGAUGAAUCAUUCAACUGCGAGCCAGUGUAUUACAAUAACAUCCAUCACAGUACGGACGUCUCACUACCGCCGAUUCAAAGUAUAUUCACUGCACAAGGAACAUUUCCGAAGACGGAAUAUCUAACACCAGAUCUUCACACGUACAACAAUCAUUUGGAUAUUGCUUACGAUCCGGCGACCAUCCAUUCGGACGUAUUGGAUAUAUCAAUGACAAAUUCCGACGUGCAUGAAUCCUUCAACACAACGCCAACGCAUUCAACCGAAUUCAAUAACAACAUUGAAAUGAAACCAUUGGAUGUCAGUGAACCGGCUGGUGGUGAAGCAAAGAUAAAGAAAGACACGCAAACCAAAAAGAAAAAUUAUCAAUGCCAAUUCUGCGACAAAAGCUACGCCACGAUGACAAACAUCUACAAACAUAUGCGGACACACGAUCUGUACUUGUGCAGCCUGUGCAUGAGAACUUUUCAUGAGGAAAGCGAAAUCAAGCAGCAUAAUUGCGGCACGACUGGCAUCAAGAAGCCACAGUGUAUGGUUUGCUUUAAAUAUCUGUCGAAUGCUUGGUCGCUGACACGACACAUGAAAAUUCAUCCGAAAAUGCGUGGAAAUGAGUGCAAUAAAAAUCCAGCGAUUCCAUCCUUGGAGGCUGAAUUGUUCGAACAAAGUUCGUUGCUGAGCGACGACGUGACAAACGAGUUGGGAUCAAUUAUGGAAAGUGCCGACGACGAUUAUUCCAAUCCGAAAGUGAAUAAACGUUUUCAGUGUAUCGUCUGCUUGAAAAAGUUCAAAAACUACGAACUACUGCAGAAGCACCUGAAGGAUGUGCACACAGUGAAAACUUUUAAAAUCAAAAAAAGUACGGCAGGCACGGACGCCGAAACAACGACAUCGUCGCCAAACAAAUCCAGCAAUGCCGAUACCAAUUCGCACAGUAGUCUGCCCGUUAAGCAAAGCAUUGCUAUUGCAUUGGCGUCAAAGUUAAACAAGAAAAACACAACAUCGCAUUCGGGCAACGAUGUCGAAUUGCCGCGAUUAAUUCCAAUAGCUUCAGAACCGACAGGCGAUCCAUUUAAGGAGCAAUUUAUCAGCGAAUCUCUGCAUCCGGUUCUGGCUUCACUGGAUGGCGACCAUUUUAUGCCGAACAGCGAUUUAUUGUUGGACACUUCGAAUAUUGUGGAAGAUGUGGAAGAGAGCAUUUUGGCUAGUGCAGUGCCUCGACCGAACGUCAAACAUCAGUGUAACGUGUGCAAUAAAAUGUUCAACAAGACCAAUCAGCUGAAACGGCACAAAGAGACCCACGAGAAUAUCAUCUACAUUUGUCCAUUCUGUGACAAUAAAAGUGUAAAAACGAAAAAGACUAUACUGAAGCAUUUAAAAACCAGUCAUCCGGAGCAUCAAAGCGAUGCUUGGAACAGCACCGAUUUCAUCAAUAGCCUGGCCAUGCGAAACUAUACCGAUCUGAAUGCAACCGCAACAACAAAAUCAAAACCAAUCGACCAUUCACCACUAUCGAUCGACGAUCAACAGCACGAUAGUGGAAUGUCGUCACCGCAAAUCAAAUAUGAAGACGAUCAUUUACUGAACAAUAAAAUCAAUUUAAAUAAUGCCACCAACAAAUUGGAACGAUCAAAUAAGCUAUCAAAUAAGCUGGUAAAUGAAUGUGAUUCGAAAAGUGCCAAAGAUUCAAAAUUAAAUUUAGUUUUAAGUAAGAAGAAUAACAUAGAAUUAAUGAAGGACAUAUACCACGCAAAGAAUACGAAUUUCGUUAACCAUGACGAUAUAUCGAAAAAUCAUCAUUUCGGUGAUCGGAAUAUUGUCGACGGACAAUUUACGAUAAGUAAUUGUAACAGUGAAACAACAUCAAAACUAACCAAAAUUGGUAUAAGUUAAUUUUAUUCGAAAAAUUUCUUUUUUUUUAUUUUAUUUUCAAUUUAUUUUUACAAAAAAUCAAAUUUUUUUUUUCAUUGUUUUUGUCGCGCACAUGUUAUAUAUUCUCUGCUACAAGCGAAUCGAUAUUAUACUGUAAGUUUUUGGUUAAAAUAAUUUAUUUCUAUCACACACAGGAACAAAGAAAAAGAGAGAAUAAACUCGUUCAGUCAGCCAUU
Molecule: messenger RNA, 2988 nt
Organism: Bradysia coprophila
Lineage: Eukaryota; Metazoa; Arthropoda; Insecta; Diptera; Sciaridae
Biological process (GO): regulation of transcription by RNA polymerase II
Cellular component (GO): nucleus
Molecular function (GO): protein binding; RNA polymerase II transcription regulatory region sequence-specific DNA binding
Source: RefSeq, a predicted model, not a curated record